Molecule: messenger RNA, 2127 nt
Organism: Lentinula edodes (shiitake mushroom)
Lineage: Eukaryota; Fungi; Basidiomycota; Agaricomycetes; Agaricales; Omphalotaceae
Product: Alpha/Beta hydrolase protein
Exons: 8
Coding region: 139-1971 (610 amino acids)
Biological process (GO): proteolysis
Molecular function (GO): serine-type carboxypeptidase activity
Source: RefSeq, a predicted model, not a curated record
UUUGCAAGUUCACCGUUGUACUUCGUGGAGACUCCAUGGAUCGUGCUCCACCUCUACGCGAUUCGGGUACUUAUAGAUUCAACCUCGCGUACCCUUUCCUUAUUUCUCUCAACACACUCUUUCAUUGCUUCAAUUGGCAUGUCCGCUGUCUGGACUGUCCUCACGCUCGUUUUAUCCAUUUGCAGCCUCGUUAAAUCCCGCUCAUGGAGUUCACCGCACACAUAUCAAGGGAUGCCUUUAUAUGCAUAUAGUGAAGAAGGAUGGCCUCAGUAUUUCGAGGUCGUAGAUUCCCUACCUAACGUGACUUGGACUUCCCCUCGCUCUUUUGCUGGUAGCAUAUCUACAGAGACGCCAGAUAUGCCCAACAACACCCUCUUUUUCUGGGGAUUCGAAACAUUCAAUGGUUCUAUAACUUCAACGAACUCAAGUGAUCCUUGGGUGGUAUACCUUGCAGGAGGGCCAGGUUAUUCAUCCAUGGCUUCGGCCCUUGUGGAGAACAUUGGUCCAAACAUCAUGACUCCAAGUGGACUAGCCCGCAAUGAAUACAGUUGGCAUAACUUCACUGAUGUGUUCUUCGUCGACUCGCCUGUUGGUACCGGAUAUUCUACGUCAGGACUGGGAGGGGCUGCGGGAGACGAGGAGAGAGUUGCUUCAGAUUUCCUAGCUUUCCUUGAAAACCUGACGAAAGUGUUUCCUGGGCUUCAAACGCGACCACUCUACCUCUUGGGCGAAUCUUACGCAGGACGCUUCAUACCUUAUAUUCUCAAGGCCUACUUCGGACUCGAUGCCUCUCGCCGUAGUGUGCAAUUCCGCAAAGCUGGCUGCUCCUCCCCUGCCUUGUUGGACGCCUCUGUUUUCGAGAACAUCCCGAUUUUGCAAGUAGUGGAGACGUACCCUCAGUUGAUUGGGUAUGAUACAAGCUUCUAUGACUACAUCCGCGAGCAGAAUCAUCUGUGCGGGCAUGACUUGAAUCUCACCUAUCCGCAACUGGGAGGCAAGUUUCCUUCAAUCGAAGUGAAGUACGGGAGCAUCGGAGAUCGGGUGCCCGGACUGAGUCGAAGGGACUCAGACUUGAUCGGAGGUAGCAACCGGAAUGUGCCACCCAAGAAUUUCAACUCGCCGUGGAGUAAGCGGGCUAGGUCGCAAUCCCGUCGCCAAAGUGACUCUCCUGGCUUCAACACAACGCUAACGGAGAAGAUCAACGAUUAUUAUGGGUGCGAUAUCAGAGAUAUGGUGUUUGAAUACACAUUAAAUUACACUUACCCGUGGUCAGAACUCAAGGAUGCAAGCUACUUUGAUAUCACCGACAUUCCAUACGUAAACAGUCCCCGGGCAGGGUUUGUGCGACCCCAGCACUGGAUGAAUGAUAAUACUACACGCAGUGCUAUCCACGCUCCUCAUAACAAAGUCUGGGACUCGUACAUACGUUACGAGUGGGAAAAUCCUGAGGGCAUUGACUCGAGCUCUCCAUCCAUUGAUUUCAUGGAUGAGCUUAUGGCCAAUGCAACAGCGGAGAAUAUCGGGAUUUUGUGGUUUUCCGGAAACGAUGAUGCACUAAGUGCACAUUUCAGCUUGGAAGUCGCGAUACAGAACACGACCUGGGAUGGCAUCCAAGGGUUUACACAACGUCCAAACACGACCUGGUACGACGACAAUGGGAUACCUAGCGGAAUCGUCCACGAAGAACGAGGGCUUAUGUAUGCAUUGGUAUAUGGGGCAGGCCAUCAAAUCAAUACCGUCCAUCCUGAGCGUGUUUUUGCGUUCAUUCGUGACUUCUUCGUUGGCGAUAUGUACACCGGACUAGUCAAUGCCACUGCAAAGGACACAACUACAUCCAAUGACCCAGGAGCUUUACCAGAUGGUGUUGUUCCAGGUCAGCGGGAGAUAUACUAUGGCUCUAAAACUGUUACCUGGCCCGAAGCCACUAUUACUGCAUUUAAUAACCACCUACUCAGCACAAUGUUGGACUAGACCAACAAAUAGAAUUAGAUGAACCGUGCUAUAGAGUCUAACUGUUACAUACUACCUACUUUACUUUGUAAUGUACAUACCCGGACAUACUUAUUGGACCAGGACAUACUAUCCAGUAGAACGGCUUGCACAAUACUUAUUGAUGCUUUCAGAACG